AAUGAAAUCGACCAAGACCAAUUGGAAAAUGAGUGUAAUGAAAUAUUAGAAAAUGAGAAAUGUAAGAGAUGUGAGAGAGAGGAAAAAAGUUUUAGCCAAGAAUUAGGAAAUAAUUAUUAUUUGGCUGAUGAAGAAGUAGUUUUGGUGAGUGUCCCCACGGCCGAUAUAUUUGGUGGUCCAAUUGAAUUUGCCAAAGACCCUAAUAAAGAAAUGCAUAUCCAUGUUUUAGGAGAAAAAGGAAGCAUGAAAGUUCGUUUAAAUCCUGUGGAAAGGGACACCGAUCGACCAACUGACAUUCCUCCUAAUUUAGAAAGAAAGUUAAUUAGGUUUGUUGCUGAUAACAUAAUUGAUAUCAAAAGGAGAAUAAGAGAAGAGUUAGAAAAAAGAAAUAUUAAGGUCCCUCCAUUUUAA
This is a messenger RNA of Racocetra persica, 411 nucleotides long. Lineage: Eukaryota; Fungi; Glomeromycota; Glomeromycetes; Diversisporales; Gigasporaceae. The record is from the annotation of a GenBank genome assembly.